This is a messenger RNA of Closterium sp. Naga37s-1, 777 nucleotides long. NCBI's taxonomy places the organism in Eukaryota, Viridiplantae, Streptophyta, Zygnematophyceae, Desmidiales, Closteriaceae. The record is from the annotation of a GenBank genome assembly.
AUGGUCGCCUUGCGCGACAUUCGCCCGGGCGAGCACGUCACGUACGACUAUGCCUGCACGGAGACGGAGGGUAGCAUGCACGCCGGCCUGCACUGCCGCUGCGGCGCCGCGUGCUGCCGCGGCACGCUCACAUUCACCGAGUGGCGCUCGCGCGACUGGCAACGGCGGUUCGCCGGCCAAUGCUCGUCUUACAUAGAGCGGAAGAUGGCCGAGUCGGGGUGGUACGACCCGCGCGUGGUUCCUCGCUACAAGGGCGGCGCGGACGGCUCCAAGGGGAUGUUCGCAUUGUCGAGCAUCCGACGCGGGGAACCGCUUCUCGUUUUCGCCGGCAAGCUUGUCGGCCUCGAUUAUCUGCUGGGAAGCGACGAACGCACGAGGGAGCUCUCGUUGCGAGUCAACGACGACCUCUGGCAGGUGCCGCAUCCGACGCGUGGGCCCGAGACGCCCGACUUUAUCAACCACUCGUGCGACCCAAACUGCGGAUUGGAAGACUCGGUGACGGUGGUGGCGUUGCGGGACAUCGCGCCAGGCGAGGAAAUGAGCAUCGACUACGGUAGCACCAACGCCGGCGUCAUCCUCACCAGCAGCGACAACUUCCGCUGCCACUGCGGCGCGUCGAUCUGCCGCGGGGUAGUCACGAGCGACGACUGGCGGCUGCCUGAGCUGCAGCAGCGACUGUGGCCGUUCUUCCCGCCGUUCAUCAAGCGACUGAUCGUGAGGGAGUCAGAGCAGUCGGACUCGAAGCCACAGUCUGAGAGUGGCGAAUCAUGCACAUAA